UGGACAUCCUCGCAGCUCACAGACAACAAUCGAUAAGUGCACUGACAGUUGCUCACUUACCUCCGCUCUAGCAUUUCUACGUGGUCUUUACAUUCCGAGUCGCAUUGCCUUCAAUUCCUCUCAAGGAACUGUAACGCAUAGCAAAACAAACCCGGAGACAGAUCUCAUUCUGGCGAUUGUCCCGGCAUAAUACUAGCAUACCAAGCUGCACAGUGGAUAAGGAACAUGGCUCGAGUGACCCGAUCGAAGAAAAUCGAAAUCGCCGAAGAUCAUACUGCCCUUGCGAGUCAGACGCCGUUACCUGACACACCUUCGCAGCAAACACAGCCUCUUACUGAAGUUCACAAUUCAAUGGGAGCAGAUAUAGCUGCAAUGGGCGACAACACAAUUGCUACUGAUAUUAAAGGCUUGAAAGCUGCCUACAAAGCUGCGCUUGGAAUUGGAAUUGGAAAGAAGGCGAAAAAGAGCAAGGCCAAGAAGGGAAAGCAGGAUCAAGAAUCAGAGGAUACUAUCACAGAGCAGUUCAUUUCUGCUGGCGAUAGUCCUGUUCCUGAAGCAACUCGUCUCCUACUUCAGAGCCGCGAAGAACAUGCAACAAUCAACAAAGAGCAACAAAUCGUCCCUGCGCCACGCAUUACUCGCCGUCAAUUAGCACAAGCACAAGCAGCGGAGGAAGCUCUUGCAAAGCAGGGAGCCGUUGCGCAAGACACAAAAAAUCAGAUUGAGGCUGUGGUACUUACUGUGCCGGCAGAAAUUACAAGUGAUUCUGGGGAUUCAGCCACCGAACAAGCAACAGUAGUUAGCCAGGCUACUCCAUCUCCUUCAAGAUCUCCAGUCAGGACUCUCGCAGAGGUUGAGGAGGUGUACCGACGGGUGGAUUCUCCGGCGCCUGCAUAUGAUGCAGGCGAGGAUUCCUUUGUACAGCAAAUUACUGGGCGAUCGCCAGCAAAACCUGUCUCCAGAAUUGAAGAUUCAGUCGAAGCUCUUGAUCAACUUGAAGAAGCAUUAGAUGCUCUUGAUCAAGCGGCCUUGGCAGAACGGAUCGUUUCUCCAGAGAAAAAGCGAUUUCCACGUCCUCAUCUGAACGAGAAAGCCAUUAUGGACAAGAAGACACUCGCGACCAAGGCUCAACCGCCCAAGAGCGGUGCCACAACAAUGCGACUUAAAGCCACGGCGCCGCGACCUUCUGUUCUCAAGAAGGCUACAUCUAUGACUUUCAAGCCCUCCCCUACGGAGCUGUCAAGAUCAUCUUCAGUGCAACUGAAGGCCCAGCCCAAGGCAAAGGCUCCUGUCAAACGCCCACUCAGUCUCAUGCCACCAAAGGAAACUGCGAAGUCAACUAAACCACCCACUCGUCCUACUUUUGAGCUUCCAGGUGAGGCUGUAGCUCGGAAAUUGAAGGAACAAAAAGAAGCUCGUUUGGCUCAGCGAGAAACCAACGAAGACAGCUUUCACACCGCUCGGGUAGUUUCAGGGCCAAAGAUCAAGUCGACAAAGCUUCCAACCUAUCCCACUUUUGAGCUCCCUGGUGAAGCAGUGUCUCGAAAGAAGCGAGAAGCUCAUGAAGCUCGUUUGAAGGCUCAAGAGGAGGAAGAUCGUAAGCGUCGCGAAUUCAAGGCUAGACCGAUCCGCAAUAGCAUCGUUCCCGACUUCGUCCCUCGCGAUACAGUUGCUAGUCGAGCUAGACAGAGCAGAAUUGGACUUGAGAAUAUGGGAGUUGAUGAUAUCUCGGUUUCUAAGAGAGGUUCAAAUGUUGGUGCUCACCGGCCGUCGAUCUUAGAGCUCAGCAAGGCCAACAUGUCUGCCCCUCGUGCUAAAGCUGCCCCUCCGGUUCGCAAGCCUACCCCUACAACACACGGUCCUUCCAUGAGUGGACGCGCCAUGCAACGCACACUCUCGACCACUGAUGUUCAAGUCCAACGUCAACGCGCACGGGACAUCUACAAUCGCGAUGCAAAGCUGGCAGAAGAUUUGGAACGUGAGAAGAGAGAUCGUGAGGCUGCUGCUAAGCGAGCUAGAGAGGAAGCUGCUGAGCGAGGACGUCAAGCCAGUCGUGAAUGGGCUGAGAAGCAAAUGGCUAGGAAGAUGGCUGAGGGCGAUAAAGGCAUGAGUGCUGGCUAUGGCCCAGGUGGUCAAAUGGGUCUGAAGUCAUGAGUGAACAGAGUCGAAUGAUGAAGUCUUGCCUGGUUUAGUCGAUGUUUUUUCAGGUUGUUAUUCUGUUUUCUUAUUAGCGGCGGUCAAUAGCGUCAUGCGUUAGGAGUUUUCUGCAUUCUUUCGUACCCCUUGACUCCUCAGAAGAGGUACAAGGUAGUUGCAUUGUUUCUGUGUUGGUUUCGUGCUUGGGAUCGCAUAGGUUUGGCAAAGGGUUCAUUCGAAAUUGUAGGAAUAGUCGUGGUCGAGUUCGUCAAGUAGUGG
Messenger RNA from Mollisia scopiformis, 2415 nucleotides. RefSeq lists its product as uncharacterized. Lineage: Eukaryota; Fungi; Ascomycota; Leotiomycetes; Helotiales; Mollisiaceae. The record is from RefSeq and is a predicted model, not a curated record. The coding region runs from base 226 to 2154 and encodes 642 amino acids. The transcript is spliced from 3 exons.